Molecule: messenger RNA, 942 nt
Organism: Coniophora puteana RWD-64-598 SS2
Lineage: Eukaryota; Fungi; Basidiomycota; Agaricomycetes; Boletales; Coniophoraceae
Product: short-chain oxidoreductase
Exons: 8
Coding region: 7-870 (287 amino acids)
Molecular function (GO): oxidoreductase activity
Source: RefSeq, a predicted model, not a curated record
CUCAACAUGUCCAACUCACAGCUUGUCUGGCUCAUCACUGGCGCUGCGUCUGGCUUUGGCAAGCAGCUCGCGCUCGAGGCGCUGUCGCGCAGCGAUAAAGUUAUAGCCACGUCACGUUCAGCCUCGAGGUUGGCUCCGCUCAAGCAGCACGGUGCCGAAACCGUCGAACUCGACGUGACGAGCCCCCUGGCCGGCCUGCAUCAGGCCGCAAAAGCGGCGACGGCGAUCUACGGAAAGAUUGAUGUCCUCGUCAACAGCGCAGGUUACAUCUCGGUCGGUGCCGUCGAGGAAGCGACUCCCGAAGAGACAUACGAUCAGUUCAACACGAAUGUCUUCGGCGCUCUGAACAUUACCCGCGCAUUCUUGCCCUACAUGCGAGAGCGCAGAUCUGGCACAAUUGCGUUCAUGGGCUCUGUCGGCGGUUGGCGUCCAUGCCCCAUCUUUCCGAUGUACGCCGCAACCAAAUACGCAAUACGGGGUAUAUCGGAGUCCCUGCACGGCGAGAUCGCGCCUCUAGAGCUUCGCAGCAUUGUUUUCGAGCCGGGAUACACCCGUACAAACUUCCUGCAGUCUGGCCACCGGGGUCCGUACGAAAACCGCAUCGAGGACUACAAAGCGCUCGGCGAACAGCGCAACGCGGCUCUUCUCGCCGCCAACGGCAAACAGCCCGGUGAUCCUGUAAAGGCGUCCUCUAUCAUCGUCGACGUGAUUCGCGGAGAGGGCGUCGCCACUGGAAAACCGUUCCCCACCAACCUGGCGCUGGGAAGCGACUCGUACGCUGGCGUCAAGAUGUCUUGUGAGAACAACUGGGGCAUGCUGGAGGAAUGGAAAGACGUCAUCUGCAGCGCUGAUUUCCCAAAGGGAUCGUAGACGGCAAACAUACAGUAGUCAUAACCAAACGCGUAUCAAUAGAAUCUUCGCUUGGGGCCUACCGCUCCUAAU